GGCCCGGGCGCGGCCGCCCCGCGGGAGCACCGCCAUGCCCAAUCUCCGGCCCCGGGCCCGGUCCGGCGACAAGCAGCCCCCGCGGGAGAACGGCGGGUCCCGCGGCGAGAAGCUGCCGGCCUCCGGACCGUCACCCGCCAUCCCUCCACAAGUUCUCUCUAUGAACGAGCUACAGGAAAUAACCGAUGACAUUUCCAAACUGACCAUUGUGCAUGAAAUUGUGCUCAACAGUGACUUCAAACUGCAAGCGGCCAGCUUCUCCCCAGACAGCCUGGAAAACAGAGUGAAGGAGACCUUGCACAAAGCCUUCUGGGACAACCUGGAGGAACAGCUCUCUGCUAGUCCCCCAGACUACACUCAGGCAAUCCAGCUGCUGCAGGAAAUAAAAGAGGCCCUGCUAUCAUUGCUGCUGCCACGGCACAACCAACUGCGAAGCCAAAUUGAAGAGGCCUUGGACGUGGAGUUGAUUAGACAGGAGGCUGAGCAUGGGGCUCUGGAUAUCCACGGUCUCACCACGUACAUACUUGGUGCAAUGGCAAGGCUGUCCGCGCCCAUUCGAGAUGAGGAAGUACAAGGAUUGCAAAGCCUCACAGACCCAACUCAACUUCUCAGGGAGAUUUUCCGGGUGUUGGACCUGAUGAAAAUGGAUAUGCUGAAUUUUACCAUCCAGACCCUCCGCACCCACUUGCAAGACCACACUGUCCAGUAUGAAUGGAAGAAAUUCCAGCAAGUCUUGGAUAAGCUGCCUAAUAGCCUGGAUCGCACGAGAGAGUGGCUGUGCAAAGCAGCAGCAGAAGUGUCCGCAUCCUCUUCGCAGCUGCCACCCCACCCUGCAGUCAGUGGCUCAGCUGCCGCACACUCGCCAGGGACAGCCAGCAGUAGCACAACUGUGCCAAGUCUCGGGUCCGUGCUAAAUCGAGGAUACAUUAAUUUGCUCUGCUGGGAGCCUGGGCAAAAGGAAUACCCUGAGACACUGUUUAUGGAUCAGGCCCGACUGCAGGAAGUACAAGCGCAGGUGAAUCAGCUUACCAUCAUAGCUGCAGUCCUGCUAGUGACCAGUGGCAUGUGUGGAAGCACCUUAUGUGGCUCACCUGGGAUUGUAGCUAGGCUGAAACACGUAACAAAGGUCCUCUUGGAAGGGCUGUCUUGUACCAGGUGUGAAGAAGCUUUAGAAGAUGUUGGUGACCAAGUGCUCCAGGAAGUCAGCAGGACUCUCUCACAGCUGGGUUACCCUGCUUUUACCACUGACAAGUGUGCUUCCCUGAAAGGCCAGAUAAAAAGCAUUGCGGACAAGGGCAAUGCAGUCCGGCAUGUCAUCGAGCAGCAGAUUCAUUCCUUCCUUAGCCUUUUCAUUUCCCCUGAUGGACCGAAUUCUCAAAAAGAUUUCCCAAAGGGCCUUGAUACCAUUCAGGAAGAGCUGUUGGAAGUUGGGCGCAGGUUUAGAAGCGUGAUCCAGCACAACAGGCAGCUGUUUGCACCUUACUACUCAGGAAUUCUGAAGAAGGUGCUUCUUCCAGAUGCAGAACCAGACUCGGACACAGGGAUGGAUUCUUUCUGAUCAUCUUCACCACAUACCAGGCAGGGGUGGAACAGUUUCUCAUAUCAUGCCUCAGCUUCUAAAAAAUCAAUCGAACAAAUCCACCGAGGCCAGCAUUGCUACUGGGAAGUGACUCUUGGCAUGUCAGUGUCUGAAUAAACCUCUCAACUACAAAAGGUAGUGGCUUUUUUUUCCCCCCAAACCUGCCACGAUUUGGUGGGGAAGGCAAUGGGAUGUGGAGCUUAUAAAACUGCAGUGCAGCUUAGGCUUUUUUUAAUUCAAGGCGUUAAUUCUGCCAUGGGCCUGUAACCUACUUUGCUGAAACGUUAGUCACAGCUCAGGGACGCUGUUUGCAUUUGAUAAAGCCACAUGGUAUUUAAAAUCAUUAAAACGGCUCAAUAUAUUUCAAUGUUAGCUUGAAAACCUGACUUACUGAAUUAUUAGAAAUGGAACAUAUGGUAUAAGUUUAGCAAUCCCCAGUGUAUUUAGUAUUUUACAUCAGACAUACUUUACCUGACAUGAAAACCUGAUCUUUAACCUGUAUUUAAGUGUCUGGAUUUCUUGCUCUAAUUUUACAUAAUGAAAAUGUCCUACUUCUUGGAAAGCCAAAAAUCUUUGCUGGGUAAAUACUAUAUACAGUGGCUGCCCAGACUCUUACAGUUGUUACAUGAAUCAGUUGCUGCCGUGCUGCAGAAAAGUGAUUUUAGUGUUAAUCAUGAGUAAAUUAGGGUCCUGACAGUCCCCAACAGAACAAUCCUUGCAGAGGUACAUUAACGGGGCUAAAAAUGAGCUUUUCUCACCAUCAUGUGGAGAGCAUACACAAAGCGGUUGGAGACCAUCGUGCUAUAGGUAGGUCUAUAUUUAGAUACGUGGCUGCGUUUUUAUGCAUAAAUUAGUUUGUCACAAAAUCAUAAUAUUCAAUAUUUGGGGUCGUUAUGACUAACUGCAAGAGCAACAGCUUCAACCAAAGUGACUACUCGGCAGCCAGUGCUCUCCCUUCUACACGCCUCGGGACAGCACAAACCCCCGAUUCCGCUGCCGAAGAACUACAGCAGGACUGCUCCCAGCUUUAUCAGCAUCCUGCGCCCUGCUUCCACAACUGCAGCACGUCAUCUCUGCGCAACCCUCUGAUGUUUUCUUGUUCCUCGGAUUUACAAAGCGGGUGCAGUGCUCGACCGAGCUAAUUCAACACCGCCCAGCUCCUGCCCUCACCCCUUUUCUCUUACCUUCGCAGGUCAGGUCUGUUAGAUGAGGACGAGAACAGCAUUGCUUUAACACAGACGAGCAGGAGGCUUCGAUGUAACACUGAGGUCACAGUGACAACGGGACAAAUGUGUG
Molecule: messenger RNA, 2875 nt
Organism: Harpia harpyja (harpy eagle)
Lineage: Eukaryota; Metazoa; Chordata; Aves; Accipitriformes; Accipitridae
Gene: TCP11
Product: t-complex 11
Exons: 9
Coding region: 35-1558 (507 amino acids)
Biological process (GO): regulation of sperm capacitation
Cellular component (GO): acrosomal vesicle; sperm flagellum
Source: RefSeq, a predicted model, not a curated record